GAAAUUGAUCAUAUCGAAUCAAUUCAAGGUGCCAAAAUGAAGAGUUUUAAUGACAACAAAAAUUACCAAAACACACACUUGUCAAUUAUCAUACUUCCAAAUUUCUCUCUCCUCCGUCUUUUCUUAAUCCCAGCUCUCUUUUACACCUCAUAUCUUCCCUCUCCUUUCUCUUUCCUCGCCAUCUCUGUCGUGGACUAGUACUACUGCACUACUAUUCUUCCAAGAAAUGUCCAAACCCCAUUAAAACCCUCUAAUCAAUACAACCCACAAUAAAUUCUUGCUAAUUUUGUACAUUUCCAUUUCAAUUUUGCAAUUUGCUUCUGAAAUUGAAUGGCUAUAUCACUAUCUUCAUCGUUGUCAUCGUCUCCAGCUUUCUCGUUUCUGCAAUCAAAACCCCAAAUCACAAACAAUUUCUUGUCAAUUUUAUCUAAUUACCCUCUAAACUGCUCUAAUUUAUGUCUAAGAAUCAAAAGGAAGGCAAUUAAAGGGAGUAAAAUUUCUGGGUAUUUGCAGAAUUUGCAUAAAAGGGGUAAUAAUGGUGGUUUUAAUGGUGGAUUAUCGGUGUAUAUGUGCUCAACGACGCCGUUUAUUGGAUUUGGAAGGAGAGUUGGAUUGCAUAGAAGAUUAGGAAAUGUUUCUUUGUUAUCAUUUGGAGGUGAUACUAGUAAUCAGAUAUCAAGUGAUGAUUCUAAGGAUGGUGUUUCUCAGAAUUUGUCGGCAAUUCUUCCAUUUGUGGUUGUUGCCACCGCAGUCGUCGCCCUCGCUCAACCAGCCUCUUUUACUUGGGUAUCAAAAGAAUUAUAUGCCCCUGCACUCGGUGGGAUCAUGCUGUCUAUCGGAAUCAGAUUAUCUAUAGAUGAUUUUGCUCUUGCUUUUCAAAGGCCUUUGCCUCUUACUCUUGGGUUUUUGGCCCAAUACGUGGUAAAACCAGUCCUUGGUGUAUUAAUUGCUCAAGCAUUUGGGGUAUCACCUAUGUUCUAUGCAGGCUUUGUCCUCACAGCAUGUGUGUCAGGUGCUCAACUAUCUAGCUAUGCCACCUUCUUGAGCAAAGGGGACGUGGCAUUGAGCAUUUUGUUGACUAGCUCCUCAACCAUUGCAUCAGUUAUCUUUACUCCUCUUUUGACACGCCUUCUUAUUGGGUCCGUUGUUCCUGUUGAUCCUGUUGCUAUGUCUAAGUCUAUACUGCAGGUAGUUCUUGUUCCUAUCAGUCUUGGUCUAUUGCUGAAUACCUAUGCCAAAGCAGUUGUCAACCGUCUUCAACCAGUGAUGCCCAUUGUAGCUAUGGCUUGCACUUCAUUGUGUAUUGGUAGUCCCCUUGCAAUAAAUUGUAGUCGGAUUCUUUCUGCUGAAGGUUUUCGUUUGAUUGCCCCAGUGUUGGCAUUUCAUGCUGCGUCUUUCACAUUAGGGUAUUGGCUCUCCAAACUACCAAAUCUGAGGCAGGAGGAAGAAGUUUCCAGGACAAUCUCACUGUGCACGGGGAUGCAAAGUUCGACCCUAGCUGGGCUUCUUGCUACCCAGUUUCUUGGUAGUAGUCAAGCCGUUCCAUCCGCAUGUUCUGUAGUUGCUAUGGCUAUCAUGGGUCUUAGCCUUGCCUCCUUUUGGGGCAAUGGCCUACGGAUCAGAGGCCUACAAAGCUCAAUUACUCCCUGGUUUGAGUCAAAGGUUAAGGCUUCUUGAUGCUACAUUAGUGAAGUUUGCCAACGUUCAUAGGCCUUAAAGAAGAAUGAUGGUCAGUUCUUCAGCUGAUUACCUUUUUCUGAUGGCUAAAAGGUGAAGCAACAGCACUUUAACUGCUAUGAUAUGAACAUAUAGUGCAAGGCUAUGGAAGUUCCCCAAAUCUAAUGCCAAAGACUUCUAUAACGUGCUUUGGUAUGUCAAGCUAGUCUACAUCGUUGGUGUUAACAUCUUUAUUUCUCUAUGCUUGGGAUGUAUAGUUAAUAAAUGUGCUAGAUAGCUUGUAUAGAUCAAAAUAUGUUUGUAGUUACACGUGUAGUGAAGCAGGAAUUAUAAAAUGUCUCUAAUAGUAAAAUGUGAGAAGAAAGUCAGGGUGAGUAAAUAAAACCUGUCUUUUAAAUUCUCAAGUGAUUACCACUUAAGUUCA
Molecule: messenger RNA, 2101 nt
Organism: Chenopodium quinoa (quinoa)
Lineage: Eukaryota; Viridiplantae; Streptophyta; Magnoliopsida; Caryophyllales; Amaranthaceae
Product: probable sodium/metabolite cotransporter BASS3, chloroplastic
Exons: 5
Coding region: 331-1677 (448 amino acids)
Cellular component (GO): membrane
Source: RefSeq, a predicted model, not a curated record